AUGUCGUUCUUUGGCUUCGACACCUCGCUUCCCGGCGAAAAGCGUGGUGCAAACCGUACCAACUACUCUUCCCAGGACGCCUUCGAUCCCACCUUUGACAAUGACGAGUCGCUCGACGCCAAGAUCAAAGCGCUCGCCGCUGGCGCUCAGGAGGAUGUAGAGAUCUACACCUGGGGCCAGGACGGCUACGACGGUCUGGGUGACAAGCUCGACGAGUCGGGCGAUGACUUUAAUGAGGACACCUUUGGCGAUGUCGACGUUGGCAAGGACUUCAACUUUGGUCAUGCUCCUGCGCCUGCCCCUCAGCAACAUCAGCAGACCAACUACAGCCAGUAUUCUCAACAGCAGCAGCAGCCAAAGACCAAGUUUGACCCCUCCAACAAGUUUGCUGCCAGUCUCGAUGAUUUCCUCGUCGACCCAGUCCCUCGCUUUGGUGCUGGUCGUGGUGCUCAGCAGCAGACUCCUAUCCCUCAGCCUCCUCAGCAGCAACACCCACACCAACACCAACAGCGUCCUAGUGCUCAGCCAAAGACGCUCGAGGAAGUUGAGGCAGAGAUGCUUGCUAUGCGUGCCAAGCAGCAGCAGCAGCAGCAGCAGCCACCCUCCACCGACAGGAAGCCCAUGACUGUUGAAGAAGUCGAAGCUGAAUUGCGCGCUCGUCGUGCAGCUGGUGGAACUCCCUCUGCGCAGUCUGCUCAGCCUCAGCAGCCCAUGCCGCAUCCGCCUCAGACCAUGGCCCAGCGUAUCGCUCCUCCUCCCGCUGGUCCUCCCGCCGGCAUGCCUCCCAUGGGCCCUGUCCCUCCGCCUCUCGGCCCCAACGCCGACCCUGCCGCCAUCCAGGCAGCUCAACAGCAAGCCCAAGCAGCCCACUUCGCCCGCAUGCGAACACUCCUCGAAGCCAUGCCGCCCCUCGUCCAGCAAUCCAUCCUCUCGCUUCCACCUCCCAUGCAGUUCGACUCGCUCGAGACCGUCGCACAGAACUUCCCCAACCUCCUCGACCCUGCUCAGCGCGAGCGUGCGCCUUCUGCAGAGCAGGAUGCCGUCCGCUUCAUGAUGGAGAAGGCACAGGCGCAGAUGGCCGAUUUUGACCGUCUCGAGGCGAAGCGCAAGCGCAGGAUGGACAAGAUCAACGCGAUGGCAAAGUACAACGGUCUCAUGUCUGGUUCUGAUAAGGACUUUAUCACGCGUAUUCAGAUCUCGCAGCUGAUUACUGCCGAUCCUUACGCCGACGAUUUCUACGCGCACAUCUACUUUGCUCUUCGCGGCGGUCCUCGCAGGCCAGGUUUGCCUCCUCUGCCUGCUCCCGCUGCUGCUGCCGGCAACGGCAACGGCACUGGCGCCGGCACCGGUAAUGCAAACGAGAAGCAGAAGCAGGGCGGCAAGGGCAGCAAGCAGAAGCUCAACAAGCAGCAGAACGCCAUGCUCCGUAUGCAGCAGCAGGUCGAGCGCAUCGUGCAGAGUCGCAAGGAGAGGAUGGAAAAGAGCGCGUCCGGCGCAGCACUCGAGGGCGCUCUCGGUAGGGUCAGCCUCAGCUCCACCAAGAACCCCAGGCAGAUGCUCCAGAUUUCGGCCGACGCUGCCAAGGCCGGUGGUAACAAGGAGCGCACCGCUGGCGAUGCUUCUCCAGAUGCGGGUCAUGCCAGGGAUGCUGUUCGACAGGCGCUUGAAGGUGCCUCGCUCGGUGGCAAUAAUAACGCCGGUCUGCGACGCGAUCCUCUCACCAAGCAUGAGGUGCUGCGUAUUCUCGAAAAGCUCUACGACCUCGUUCUUCAGCUCGAGCAGCUUCGUCGAAACGCACCCCCUGCCCCACCUGCCGAUGUCAACCCAGAGGACGAUGCGGCUAGUGCGGCCAAGGAUGCCUUCGAUGCGCACCAGGCCGAACAGGCCGCCGUCACCAACACGCUGUGGACCGAGCUGCGCGUCCUGGAGCCGCUCGAGAUCUCCGACCCUCAUCCGUUCGUCUCCCUCCUAUCUUCGGCUAAGGGCAAACGACUGUUGCCACGUGCACUGCGUCAUCUGUCGCAGGAGCAGACGCUGACGGCGUUGACCAUGGUGGUGGCGUCGUUCGAGUCGCUCGAUGUGGUGCAGAAGGGUCCGCUGUUGGACGAUCUCAGCGACGAUCCGAGCAAGAUCGAGGCGAGGAGGGAUGCAGAGAGGCAGUCGGAGACGUUUGCUACGACAAUCGUGCCGAGCAUGAUGUCGAUGGCGAGCAGUGCUCCGAUGAGGAUCGUCUCGGGUAUGUUGGCCUUGUUCGUCGAGAGGAACGAUCCGGUGAAAGUGAGUCAGACUAGACCGGGUGUGGCGUUCCUGACGAUCUUCCUGUCCAGAGCGGAGACGCUCAAGCAGCAGGGUGAUGUGGCCGAGGACGAGCUGGAACAGUUCAAACAGAUCUUUGCGCUACUGUUCUCCAGGUUGACCGCCAGAGGUAUGCUCCCCACGCUAUUCCCGAGCACGAGGAGCAAGCAGAGCCUUCCCUUCGGCGUCAGCUACUACAUGGGUAGUGGGUUGGGUCAACAGUUGAGCGCCCAGACGGUAGGUGGAAAGUACAGGAAUGUGGAUCUGGAGGACGAACCGAGUUGGAACCUCAUGGCUGCACUCGCUAUCGGUAGCGACAUGGAGCAGCAGCAGGUCUUGGUCCAGGAGCUGAGGGAUAAGAUCCUGGAGAAUGUUAUUAGUGCCAACGAGUGGGCCAAGAGGAACCCGGGCGCAAGGCAGGAUGAGUUCAACCCGGAUAUCAGGAUUCGCAACGUGAACCUGCUGCUGCAUGCGCUCAAUUUGGAUGCUGCUCAGAUCAGCGUCUAA
Messenger RNA from Pseudozyma hubeiensis SY62, 2802 nucleotides. RefSeq names its product topoisomerase II. Lineage: Eukaryota; Fungi; Basidiomycota; Ustilaginomycetes; Ustilaginales; Ustilaginaceae. Gene Ontology annotation, cellular component: P-body. The record is from RefSeq and is a predicted model, not a curated record. Gene Ontology annotation, biological process: deadenylation-dependent decapping of nuclear-transcribed mRNA; P-body assembly. Gene Ontology annotation, molecular function: RNA binding. The transcript has a single exon. Bases 1 to 2802 code for a protein of 933 amino acids.